AUGCUUGUUUCUCUGACCACCUUUCUUGCCUUCUUGUCGGCUGUCCAUGGCCUGACCCCUUCGCAAAUCCCGCCAGACACCCCACUGUCAUCAUUGGUCGCUUCUGCGAAGACUAAUCUCGCCAGUGGCUCGCCCCGUGAGGCUUUGCUAUACUUCGACGUAGCGGUCUCAAGGGAUCCCACUAACUACAUUACCAUCUUCCAGCGGGGUGCCGCGUACUUAUCACUGGGGAAAAGCUCGCAGGCCCUCGGCGAUUUUGACCGUGUUCUACAAUUGAAGCCAGACUUCGAAAGCGCUCUCCUACAACGCGCCCGUCUUCGGGCCAACUCUGCUGACUGGACCGGUGCCCUGGCUGAUCUGGAGCAGGCCGGCAAGCAAUCUUCUCCGGACUAUCAAGAACUGCAGGAUGCGCGGGAUGCGGCACUUCAGGCGCACCAGGCAGAGGAUAAUGGCGACUGGGACACCUGCGUCAAUCAAGCAAAUGUGGCCGUUCUGAAGGCGAGCGGCUCUCUUGGGUUGCGACAAACCCGGGCGCACUGUCGGUUUGAGAAGGGUGAGAUAGAAGAAGGGAUUAGCGAUCUUGCCCACGUAUUGCUAAUUUCACCCGGCUUGGUUGAGCCGCACCUACAAAUAUCCUCGAUGCUGUUCUAUUCCCUUGGAGACAGCGAGCGGGGGAUCGCACAGAUUCGAAAAUGCCUUCAUUCCGACCCCGAUUCAAAACCAUGCAACCGCCUCUACCGAAACGAAAAAAGCCUACUCAAACGACUACAAAAGCUACAGGAUGCGCUAAAUUCGCGCAAAUUCAACAAUGCCAUCAAUCUGCUUGUCGGUGUAGAGGACGAAAGUGGCUUGCUUGGGGAUGUGAAGGAGGACGUGGCACUUGGGAGGGAGAGCGGACAUAUCCAUCGCACGGCUCCCGAUAAUCUCUAUUCGUCAUUGGUAGAACAUACCUGUGAUGCGUACCGCGAGGCACACUUGUUCAAGCGGGCAACCCCGUACUGCUCCGAGGCGCUUGAGUCCAACCCAAAUUCGCUGCCAGCACUAUUGUUCCGCAGUCAGGUCGCUAUUGAUGAAGAGCGUUUUGAGGACGCCAUACGCAUGUUAACCACCGCCAAGGAGCACCACGCUGGUUCCAAGGAUGUCCAACAGAUGUUGCAGCAGGCCCAAGUCUUGCUAAAACGCUCGAAACAAAAGGAUUACUAUAAGGUCCUGACUGUCAGCCGGGACGCCGAUGAGCGCACAAUCAAGCGAGCCUAUCGUCAGCUAACCAAGCAACACCAUCCUGAUAAGGCUAUCUCUCAGGGUGUCACAAAGGAGGAAGCUGAAAAGAAGAUGGCCUCUAUCAACGAGGCGUACGAGGUUCUAUCCGACCCCGAAUUGAGGGCGCGCUACGACAGCGGCAAUGACCCAAAUGACCCCGAAUCUCAAAGGGGCCAUGGGUUCCAAGGGAAUCCUUUCGGCUCGGGCGGCGGGCAGCAAUUCUUCUUUCAGCAAGGUGGGCCACAGUUCAAGUUCUCGGGUCAGGGAUUCAAUUUUCCAGGCGGCUUCCCAUUUCGCUAG
Messenger RNA from Aspergillus affinis, 1560 nucleotides. RefSeq names its product DnaJ and TPR domain protein. The transcript is spliced from 2 exons. Gene Ontology annotation, cellular component: endoplasmic reticulum. Gene Ontology annotation, molecular function: misfolded protein binding; protein-folding chaperone binding. The coding region runs from base 1 to 1560 and encodes 519 amino acids. The record is from RefSeq and is a predicted model, not a curated record. Gene Ontology annotation, biological process: protein folding in endoplasmic reticulum. Lineage: Eukaryota; Fungi; Ascomycota; Eurotiomycetes; Eurotiales; Aspergillaceae.